GAUUCAAGCAGUUGUAAGCCAGUCUUUACUUCAGACCAACCAUGCUUUUUAUCUUAUUACUUGUAGCAUGCUGUUCUUCCAGAUCGGUUUACGAUGAUGUGUCUUCUUCAUGGGAAGACUCUGAACCUAGAUGGGAAGAAUCUAAUCAAGUAGACUUUGACAGUGAAGAAGAAGAUGAGCCCUCCGCAUCAUGGGAGAGUGUUUCACAUGAGGAAACAUCUUGGGUUGAAGAAUCAAAACCCAGGGUGAAAACAGUAAGAAAGUGUAAAUGUGUUACUGACACUAAACCUUGCAAGAACAAGACCAAAAAGAGCUCCUCAAAUUGGGUAGCAUCUGAUUCUGCAGAAUCACUAAAAACUGCUACCAUGACUGAGGAAAAGACUUUAGGAGCAGAACUGUCAGAAAAUGGAAUGAAAGAGGAGCAUGGGAAUUCUGCACCAGUUGGAGAUGAUUAUUUCGACUUAGGAGGACUUCUUGGGUUACUUCCUCAAGCACUGGUGCUGGGCGGGGAAAUCCCCAGAGGUGUAUUUUAGUGGACUUAAUCUUUCAAUAAAUUCAGCAUCUCAUGAAUAGCUUGUACUAAACUUAAAUAAAGUAUAUUUGAUUUUA
Molecule: messenger RNA, 609 nt
Organism: Eurytemora carolleeae
Lineage: Eukaryota; Metazoa; Arthropoda; Copepoda; Calanoida; Temoridae
Exons: 5
Coding region: 42-533 (163 amino acids)
Source: RefSeq, a predicted model, not a curated record